Toxoplasma gondii ME49 is the source of this 3014-nucleotide messenger RNA. RefSeq names its product rhoptry protein ROP16 (gene ROP16). Gene Ontology annotation, biological process: intracellular signal transduction; peptidyl-serine phosphorylation. Lineage: Eukaryota; Apicomplexa; Conoidasida; Eucoccidiorida; Sarcocystidae. Gene Ontology annotation, molecular function: protein serine/threonine kinase activity; ATP binding. The record is from RefSeq and is a predicted model, not a curated record. Bases 1 to 2124 code for a protein of 707 amino acids. The transcript has a single exon.
AUGAAAGUGACCACGAAAGGGCUUGCUUUUGCUCUUGCACUGUUGUUUUGUACACGCUGCGCAACUGCACGAUACAUGUCGUUUGAGGAAGCGCAAAAAGCAAGUGAAGCAGCGAAGCGCCAGAUUGCCACACUCCCCUCUCCAGAUUCUACUCUUUCGAAUCCAGGUAGCAAGCAUAGAAACCGGGGAGGGUCUCCUGCGGCAGGGCAACCUUCUCAAUCCACACUACAACCUGAACAAGCGGCGGCUGAAGUAGGUCUCGGUGCUGGUGGCUCGACUCAGGGGCAGGGACGCACCGGUGGCAGCGCGGGUGCUAGAGAGGAGCGGAGGAGUCCUUCCCCCCAAUCUGCUUAUCCGGCGACUAGCUCAGCCUCGCUAAGGGGCUACCAAACCCAGCUUUCACCCUCGCAUCUUCCACCACGCAGCAGCGGACCGGGAGGAUGGUUUCCAACAGAGUCAAUAUUUACGCCAUGGAGUUCUCCGCCGCAACCAUUGACACAACGAAAGCCAUCUCUAUCUGGGGUGGUCGUUACCGAAUUUCAAGAGCCACAAGAACAGUAUGGCGCAGCGAGCAGUCUUGCGUCCUCGCCAAAGCGAUACGUCAGUGGCGCAAGCUCGAGUGCAUUGUCAGGAAAGGCGGUGCCAACGCCUGCGUCGCUUGGUCAAGAAAAUCCUCUUUUCCCUGUUCAGAGCGCUACAUUGGAUUCAGGAAUACAGUCUCCGGCACAAGAGCGUCGGGGAUCCCCUCAAAGACAGAUUGCGAUGUCGACCGAAAAUCCAGCGGAUAGCGGCGCCUCGCAGCUUGCCUCCAGUGUUUCUAGUUAUGUAGCAGUACAAACUCCUCAUGUGAAACGUUCAGAACGCAUCCGGCGCGUUCGACUUUCAGAAGAGGGUCUGGAAGAAGUUCAGCAGCUGAAAGCAGCUGCCGCACAGCUUCUCGUAGCGGUUCCGGACUAUGAGGCAAUGCGGGCUGUUCUGCAAGAGGCGGUCCUCUCAGAACAGAGGGUUGCUACCCGUAAGCGGAAGAGAAAGCAACCUCCAGGAGCGGUGGAGUCAGCUGUUGACGAAGUGUUCCCUCCAAAUGAGCGUGUCAUGAUGAUAAAUGCCAACGGAGUGCCGAUCGCUCUAUACAAUCGUGGGCACCUCGGCAGUGGACAUUUCGGGGCUGUCAUCAAGGCCAGCUUAGACGAUGGGACGUUGUAUGCAGCGAAGGUGCCGUACAGCCAGAUCGUCCCGAAUGCUGAUGCCACGUCAGCAGAACUGGAGGCGGAAAUUUCCUCAGCUAGGGCGGAGUUGGUAAAGACAAUUCGACAGGAGUUGGAUGUUCGGGAUAAGCUGGUGGCUAAAGGGCUCACACUUACAGAGACUGCGGAGCAAUACGGUCUACCAUUGUGCCAAAUGACUUUAACGCUUCCUGAGAACAAAGCAACCGUGGUACGUCGAGGUUCUCGACUCGUUGUCGUGUCUAAAGAAGUCAUGCUGCUGCCAUUAAUUGAUGGCUCCCCAUCGAACAGUCUAGUCCAGUCGCAACCACCAUUUCUCUUCCAGCGAGCUGUGGCAAGGGAAGCAAUUAUUGCAUUGGCCAAGCUUCACGAACUUGGAUUCGCGCAUGGAGAUGUUAAAUUGAACAACAUGAUGAUCGAUGUCCACGGCUUUGGGCAUAUGCUUGACAUGGGCAGUGUGCGGCCUGUUGACAGCUGUGUAAGCGAGGAAGAUAAAUAUUACCUGCGUUUGUGGGCUCCUGAACUUGCGAAAUCACAGCACACGUCGCAGCAGACAUGUCUGAAGCGUGGCGCUCUCGAUGUGUGGGCCUUAGGGUUGGCAAUCUUCGAGUUCGUCUGCUUCAACCGACUUCCUUACAGCCUUUCGAAUCUGCCGAGUUCACUCUGGUCGAGAGUUGAACACCUUUCGCGCCUUCGCCUCUCAGAUUUCUCUGCCAAGGAUUGUAACGAAUCUGAUCCAGCAGUGAUGGGAAUUGUUGCUCAAUUUCUAAAUCCAAAUCCUGAAGAGCGCCCUGAACUCCCGAAAUUCGUCAGCAGUUACACCUUCUUUCGGCAAGCCCCUGGAGUUACUUCUCAUCUCACUAGGAUUCCAACUACCGAACUUUCUUCACAUCGGAUGUAGGGUGUAAGGUUCCCACCUUAACACCAUUUUUUUGUGCGCGUAUAUGGUUUUCAGCAUGUUCAUGAAACGGUCUAUCAACCGAUCUCGAAGGCGACGCACGGAUGAAAAUCAAAGAAGGCACGGUUUCAUCCGCAACUAAGAAGGCCUCCGAUUUUGAGUACGAAGCCUUGGUCGCUGUGCCACGUUUCGGCGGGAAAGGGUUAUUUUGAUAUUGUGCUACCUUUCUAGUCCGGUACAGUUCUUGAAUUCGUGUGUGAAGAGGUUGUGUUUCCUUCCUCUUCUUAUGGAACUGGUUGAGAGGCUAGGGGUAGCAAGAUGCUUGGGCCGAGGAUGUUACCGCUUUUGAGUUAUCCCUGAGUAGGAAGCUAGGUCCCGUUGACAUAUCGCAACGAAACGGCCACGCUUUCUUCGUCCUUCUAUUGCCAAACGGUUGAAAGGUUACUGCAUGCGGUCGCGUGUAUUAUGCGUUUGGAAAAUGUACGGCGCAUGUUCCUGUCACGAUUACAGUACAUUGACAUCUUAUGUAAGGUGAAUUUCACCAUCUGGUACGGUGGCCCUCAAAUAGACUCCAUAAUUGUACAGCACUUGACUAUGCGCCCAUGAAUUGUUUUGGGACUUGGAAUCUUUGUUGAAUCAAUGCCGUUAGUUGACGUGGAACGUCUAGAAGUUGACGACGACCAACGCCAAGAAGCGGACAAUUGUACUUGCGCCUAUACGGCGUAAGAGACUCCGAAAAGGUGUGGAAAGUUGCCAGUAUAUAUUUGUAGUGUCCGCUAAAUGAAUUCAUAUGAAGCACAAGGUGAAGUGUAAGUUGGUCCCGAUACCUGCGGGCGGCCCUUAUAAAAAUUGACGCACACCUUAAGAGACAUGGGAAACAGCUCGUGUUCAUU